Setaria italica (foxtail millet) is the source of this 1409-nucleotide messenger RNA. Its product is annotated as NAC domain-containing protein 90. Bases 218 to 1018 code for a protein of 266 amino acids. The record is from RefSeq and is a predicted model, not a curated record. NCBI's taxonomy places the organism in Eukaryota, Viridiplantae, Streptophyta, Magnoliopsida, Poales, Poaceae. The transcript is spliced from 3 exons. Gene Ontology annotation, molecular function: DNA binding. Gene Ontology annotation, biological process: regulation of DNA-templated transcription.
UGCAACCCCCACUCUUGAGUUUUCCACAGCACGAGAAAGAAAAUUCUUCGCGAUCAAGCGCGCAACCAUCGCCAUGUCAACUCUCGGCAACAAUAACGCGCAUCCAGCGUGCCAUCCUAUAUAACCGGACGCUACCUACCUGUGUGUUCUCACUCGGUUCUUCUCGGAGCCCCACGCCUCGACGAGACCACGAGCGAAUCGAUCACUCCGCUCCGCCAUGACCGAUCAGCUGGCCCCCGGGUUCCGCUUCUACCCCACGGAGGAGGAGCUGCUCUGCUUCUACCUCCGGAACAAGCUCGACGGCGUCCGCAGCGGCGACAUCGAGCGCGUCAUCCCCGUCGCCGACGUCUGCGCCCUCGAUCCAUGGCAGCUCCCAGAGGCGUACCGCGGCGAGUUCUCCGGGAACGGGGAGCCGUGGUUCUACUUCUGCCCGCGGCAGGAGCGCGAGGCGCGGGGCGGCCGGCCGAGCCGGACCACGCCGUCGGGGUACUGGAAGGCCGCGGGCACCCCGGGGUUGGUCUACGCCGCCGACGGCCGCCCCAUCGGGACCAAGAAGACCAUGGUGUUCUACCGCGGCCGCGCGCCGGCCGGGGCCAAGACCGAGUGGAAGUUAAACGAGUACAAGUCUCUGGAGGAAGAAGACGAGUAUGCCGCCGCCGCGCACGCCGCAGUUCCGGCGCCGAGCUUUGCUCUCCAGACGAGGAGCGAGUUCACCCUGUGCCGGCUCUACACCAAGUCCGGGUGCCCGCGGCAGUUCGACCGCCGGCCCGGCGCUGCAGCCGCGGCCGGCGGUGGCAGCGAGAACCCUGCUGCGGCGGCGUUGGCAAACGGGGAGGAAACGGGUCGGAAGAGGAGAAGGGCUGCGCCGAGCGAGGACACAUCGUCGAGCGACGGCGGUGGCGACCCCUCCACGCAGCAGCGGCUCAGACAAAGAGGCGCCGAUGAGGGGCCCAACGACGACAUGGUCAACUUGUCAGAGUUGCUGGACUACUGGUUUGAUACUGAAAAUUCAUUUUGAUGGACGAUCGUGCUAAGGGGAAAAAAAAGAACGAGCUCUUUACGGUAAUUUUGGAGUUUUCUUUGGAGCAACACGAUUUUUAGAAUUCGUUUCCCUACUGCAAAAUAAAUUUGGAGCAGUAGGUGGCUAAUUUUAGGAGAUUCGUUAAUGUAGAUUCACCUGUGUAACCCAAGUUUAUACGAGCUUAAAUUUUGUACCAAAAUGUUUUGAAAAAAAGAUACCAAAAUGGCAGGAUGGGAGUGGGACUUCAGAUAAUGGGAGUGGGACUUCAGAUAAGCUAGUCAACUCUUGGGUCUGCUGUACUUGUCCUUGUUGCAUCGCAAUAUGCAAAUUGUUUUAAGCAAAAGAGAGUUAGAAUGCAUGCCACUUGUGUUUUGGCCAUGCAAGCACA